AUGUUUUUAUUAUUAUAUCAAUUAUGGAAAAGUUACCGAGUAUUCAUUGCUAUAUGUUUGAUUUUGAUUUAUACUUUAUAUUUUUUGAUUCUAUAUUUUCAACAAAAAACAUCUUUAAUUGAUAAGAAGUUAUCUAUUCUAUCUAAUUCAUCUAAAGGAAAUGAUGUUAUAUGUUCAAAGGAUGAUAAGAAUGAUUUUAAUACAGAAAUUUCAAAAUCUGUAAAAAUAAGAACUCCUAAAAGAUUUAUUAGAUCUUUAGCAAAAUAUCCAAAGGCUUUAAAUGUUGAUGAAAAUACUCGUCAGUCAUUUGUUGAAAAUAAUAGGCAGGCUAUAGUGGAUGUUAAUGAUAUUUAUGUUUCUAUAUUAUAUCAAACAUUGUUAGGAUCAACGGAAAAAUACGCAAAACUAUUGUAUGAUAUAAUUUCUCCUCAUUUUGAAAAACAGGUAUUGCUUGAGAAUAUUGAUUUUGUUGAAGAUUUUGAUGACUAUUUUGUAUCACCGGAGAAUCCUGAAUCUCGUAUAUUUAUUUUUCUUAUUCCAUCAUAUGAAACAGAUUCUCCUGUUGAUUUGCUUCUUUCCACAUUGAAAGAUAUAUUGUAUGAUUUUAGGGUGGGAGCUAUUCCUUUACGAAAUUUAAAAGGAUAUGCUGUUUUGGGUUUUGGUGAUGAAAAUGAAUGGCCAGGACAAAAAUUUUGUUAUCAGGCUAAGGAUUUAGAUCAAUAUAUGUUUAAAUUGGGUGCUAGGAGGAUAGUUUCCGUUGGCUGUGGUAAUGUUAAAGGCGAUAUAACUAAUGAUAUUCAAGCAUGGGCUAAUGUGCUCUUAAAUGCUAUAAAAAAUGGAACAAUGCCUGAAUUGAUAUCAGAUGUUUCUGAGGAAAGUGAAAAUGAGCCUUUUGAGGAUAAUGAAGACUCAGUUGUUGAUAUGGAAGAUAUGGGAAUGUUAAUGAAGACGAAAAAAACUGAGCCUGGAGAAUUGAAACCUAAAGAAAUGGUUUCAAAAAGUUCUCCAACGUAUAAAUCAUUAGUUAAGCAAGGAUAUACUAUUGUUGGUUCUCAUUCAGGUGUUAAGAUUUGCCGAUGGACCAAAUCUGCUCUUCGAGGAAGAGGGUCAUGUUAUAAAUAUUCUUUUUAUGGGAUUAGAAGCCAUUUGUGUAUGGAAACUACUCCAUCUUUGGCUUGUGCAAAUAAAUGUGUAUUUUGUUGGAGAGGACAUACAAAUCCUGUAGGUACUUCUUGGAGAUGGAAAAUUGAUAAACCUGAAGAUAUUCUCUUUGGUAUGAUGGAAGGGCAUUAUAAUAAAAUUAAACAGAUGAAAGGAAUUCCUGGUAUUCGUCCAGAGAGACUAAAAGAAGCUAUGCGUAUUCGACAUUGUGCUCUUAGUCUUGUUGGUGAACCAAUAACAUAUCCUCAUAUUAAUGAACUUAUUAAGAUGCUUCAUGAUAGAAAAAUUAGUACAUUUUUGGUUACUAAUGCUCAGCAUCCUGAUGCUCUUGAGAAUAUAGGGCAAGUUACUCAGCUUUAUGUUUCAAUAGAUGCAAGCACAAAAGAUUCAUUAAAAAAAAUUGAUCGUCCUUUAUUUAAGGAUUUUUGGGAAAGAUUUAUUUCUUGUUUAGAAAUUUUGAGUCGAAAACAACAAAGAACUGUUUAUCGACUUACUUUGGUUAAAGGAUUUAAUACUGAAGAAGUAGAACAAUAUGCACAUUUAGUAUCUGUUGGAAAACCUUGUUUUAUUGAAAUCAAAGGGGUAACUUAUUGUGGUAAUACUCAUUCUUCUUUGACAAUGAAAAAUGUCCCUUUCCAUGAAGAAGUUGUUGGUUUUGUGAAAGCACUAACUAAAAAAAUAUCAGAAAUGGAUAAUGUACCCGAAUAUGAUAUUGCUUCUGAGCAUGUUCAUUCAUGUUGUGUGUUAAUUGCACAAAAGAAAUUUUAUAUAAAUGAUAAAUGGUAUACCCAUAUAAAUUAUGAUCGUUUUUUUGAAUUAGCUGAAUCAAACAUGCCAUUUUCUGAGAUGGAUUAUAUUUCUGAAACGCCACAUUGGGCAUAUUUUAAUUCACCUUAUGGAGGAUUCAGUCCAGAUGAUAUUCGUUGGAAAAGAAAAAAUGCUAAAAAUGUUAAUUUCAAAAGAGAAGAAAUUGGAUUGCAAAAUAAUACUGAAUAUUGAUGCUUUUUAUAACUUGGA
This is a messenger RNA of Pneumocystis murina B123, 2178 nucleotides long. RefSeq lists its product as hypothetical. The record is from RefSeq and is a predicted model, not a curated record. NCBI's taxonomy places the organism in Eukaryota, Fungi, Ascomycota, Pneumocystomycetes, Pneumocystales, Pneumocystaceae. The transcript is spliced from 10 exons. Gene Ontology annotation, molecular function: catalytic activity; 4 iron, 4 sulfur cluster binding; FMN binding. Gene Ontology annotation, biological process: wybutosine biosynthetic process. Bases 1 to 2160 code for a protein of 719 amino acids.